AAUCCGUAACCCGCCUAAUCUAAUUUGGGGCCUUAUGGGGACGCGGGACAAAAGUCCCACCGGGAGUAGUUGUCUGGUUGGCAAAGUAUUGAUCGAAGAUUUGCCCAAACGAGCUAUUUCUCACAAUGACAUACGUGAUUGGUUAAAAAAGUAUGGAUGCAUUUCAGAAAUCGUAAUAUAUCCACGCUGCUUGCUUGUUCAGUUCGACUCGGAUAUCGAGGCCGCUGGUGCUGUUCAGUGCGAAAAUGGGGCUUCACUCUUUGGCACUAAAGUCUCUCUAAAGCAUGUGGAAGCCGGUGAUUUAAAGGCGCUGCGUCGUGCAGGCCCACCAAUUGAUCGGUUUUCCACAAAUUUGCAACGGAGUUUCGGAUCCAUCUCUGGUCGUGAUCGUGACCGGGAUAAAAGUCGUGGAUCCUUGCGCCGUGACCGCUUCCGAGGUCGAACUAAGUCUCCGGACAACAAACGUUCACGUGAGAUCUCACCGCGUCGACACUCAAGGUCACCAAUCAUAACGCGUACUGAUCGGCGUACAGUUCAUCCACUAAACUGGCUAUCAGAAGUUGCUGAACGAGACAAAAAGCUAAAUGGAUCCAGUCUUCUUGGUCCUGCCGACAAAUCAACUGAAAAACCUAUCGUUAAAUCACCACCUUAUAUGGUGGCAAUAAUAACCGUCCAGCAUGAUCUUGUUCCAUAUGCUGAAAUUAUAGAACAACGUGUCACUAAAAGUCUAACUACACCAGGAAGUCCUUCUGUUACUCAUAUAGUAGUUCUACUGUCUGUAGAUCAUCUUAGCCCAUGCCUAGCUGACCUUACCAAGGAUGGUGUUCCGUUCGCGAUCAUUUGCACUAUGACUAAUUGGGCACACAACUCGUGCACAUUACGCAUUCUUUACGCUCCAACCCAACAAGAGCAUCGUAAUAUGCCUUUGGAUGAUGCAUUAAUCCUACUUCAUCGAGAAUACUCUGCAUAUACGACAAGCAGUAAAGAAGAGGUUGAUACUGCUCCUCCAGACGAUGCCAAUUUUUUGCCACCUAGUCGCCAUUUAGCUUCCCUACUUCAUAUGCUGGCUGAUUCUCGUGUUCUAAGUGUUGGAGAGUUAGACGAGAUCACUGUUUUUGUCCAGGAGCGAAAGCGUCGUCUGGAAGGCCGACGAAAUGCCAACAGUGAUGCCGGUGCAUGCAGUGAAAAUACAGCUGAGCUCAAGUCAAGAAUUUUAAGCAUGCUUUAUCCUCAGCCUGUUAGCUCUACUACAACUACAAACACUGCUUCUUCCAAUGUACCAGUUGACGCGGCUCAUCAAACUCAAGAUUUAACAGCUACUAGUAUUGGAAGUAAAUUAGCUGAAAACUUGACUAACCCUAUUGUACAAAAAGCCAUAGAUACGUUAAUGUCAUAUCCUUCAAACUCUGUGCCUCAAACUGCAACGCAAAAGUCGCUUAGCGCUAUGGAUACACAAAAUAUGCAAUCUAAGAACUCUUUUCGCAACAAUAUAAAGCCUCAUUCUUCUUUAGCAAUUGCUGCAUAUUCACCCAGUUGCAUGAAACAGCCUACCAGUUGGAGCUAUGAAGAUAAUAGUUUUCGGCCAAGUCGACCGCUAAUUUCCAAUGACUUUAGUCAGCAUGUCCCUUAUGGACAGCAUACCAGACCUAGCAUGAUCCAGCAGCGUGAAUAUCCCAGUGACGAAUCACGUAAGGGUCCUGGUUUCAUAGAACAUGGAGUUCAAAGAGGCGCUUAUCACUCCGAAUUUGAAGUAAAUGAACCAGUUCGUGAUUCAAAUGAAGAGUUCACAGAAGAAAGUGCUUAUCCAGGUUGGCCUAGGAGAAAAAGAAAAAAACGAGGUUGUAAAGCUCCCUCAGGCGAUUCAUAUCAAUAUCUUGACCCUAAGAGUUAUGCACGUCAAAACGUUGACCAGCAAUCUCAACAACCUGUAGAUCUUAUGUCUACGGAGGUUCAUCCAGUCGGUGCUGUAGCUGAAGCGUACAAAUAUUCUCAAGCUAACCCCCUCAUAUUCAAUCCGGGAGUCCGUGGUAGAUCUCAGAGAAUAACCGGUGGGAGUUCAUCUUAUGACAAUUACAAUUAUCAAUCAUUUGGACCGCAUCAGCCGAAUAAUUUGAAUCUUCAUACCCAAUCUUAUGGUUAUCCCAAUCCAUCUUCAUUUUAUUAGCACUUUUACGAGUAAAAUUUGUGUCCUGUAAGAUUAGUUCAGUUUUUUUCCAACAUAUUUACAUUCGAACAUAUUUUGCUAAAUGUUAUUGUAAUUAAUUUUUUAAACAAAGCGUUCUGCUCAUAUUAACUUUGCUGGGAAAAUGAAAAAAAAGCAAAGAGGAUACAACACAAACCUCUAUAAUUUCCUUUCUAUUUAAAAAUGAGUUGAUUUUUUCAGUGUUUGUAUUAUUGUACCGCGUCAUCCUGUGUUGUUAAUUAGAAUUCAUCAUUUUCAACCUCUGGCUAAAAUAACAACAUAAUUCGCUUUAAAACUUGUUCUUUUUUGUUAAAAAAUAUUUUGUGCUGAGGUAUGUGAUGUAUUGGAAUUCCUUUCACUCAAUAUUCUAGCCGUUACAGUUCAACUAGUUUGCUCUUAAUUAUAUUAUCAAGAUUUUGCUGCUAAUAUUGACUCUGUUAGUUAAUAUAGCCGAUUUCCCUUUUAUUUCGUUCCCUGCUUUGGAACAGUAAGCGUGAAGUAUGCUUUUGUUCAAAUUAGUCUAUUAUUUACAGUACCAACCUUUACUCCAAUAAUGGUUCCUACCGAAUGCCGAACUUCUAAUCAUUCAUUGAGUUCAAUACUCUUCCGUAAUGAUGCAAAUUCUUAAUAUCCGCUAUCAUCGAAAUACGUACUGACUACAUAUGUCUUUAAUUUCCUAUUAUAUCAGUCCCACACGUUGUGAAGACUUUUGAAUACAACUGGUGUGGCUCCAUAGCUUUGAUAAGUAGUGUUCUUCGAGCACACUUGAAACGAAGAAGGAAGCGUUAUAGUCUAGUAUCAGAUAUUAUCAGAUGGUAUUUAGCUAGGUCAAGUAAACAGUAAACUGUCGAUGAUACUGUCGUUCCUAUUUUAUAGUGAUUACACAAUACUUCGCUUACAAGUAUUUGAUUCUAUCUGCUCUUCGAAAAUAAAACUAUAUGGAAGAUAAAGUAAGUUAUAUAAUGAUUCUUUCUAUUCAUUUACUUAAUAGUUCAGAGUUAACGGUCCUAAAAUCGGUCUAUAAAUAAUUUUAGGAUCUUAAGCUAUCCCAAUUGUUUUCUUCAUACUGCCUUUUGCUAUUUUCGGUCUUUAUAAUUUUCCAGCUGGCAAAUGAGUUUGUAAAUAUCACCUUUUCACGUCUACCCUGAAGACAACUGUCUGGGUAAUUUCCGCAUAUUUAGAUAAGUAAUAGCCGUCAUGUACAAGUCAUUAGUGGAGUCAAGUGUUCUGCUCGAUGAGUUAAUAUUAUAAUUAUGGACUCGUAGUACUCUUUAUUUGAGGGCUUUAUUUUUAAAUGCACUCGUAUAAAUCCGCUUCUGUCAAUGUAAUACUGAGAUCAAUAAAAACAAAAUUCGAUCCUGUUUUUUGUUUCAUUAAAUUUGUUAAUUGUUGAAAGUAUCCUAAGGCAAUAUGAGUGCUUGUAAACUCAAUUUUCUGUCACUAAGAAAAAGAACGUAGAAAUAAGUAACUUAAAUUCAUUUCCAUGUAUCACAUACGACAGUCCAUAAACUAAUUUUGUGAGACGAUGAUCUUCAAACCACAAAAAUAAGUCAACACAAGUUUCACUGUCAUGAUGUUGUUCUGACUCACCUCAAGUGAGUUUUAUUCUUUGUUGAUGUUAAGAUUCUAUACAAUAAAAUCUUCCAUUCGAAUCUUCUACUCCUUUUCUUUCAAAUUAAUUAAAAUUGAUUACAAUAGCCACAUAAAUCAUUGCUUACAAACUUGAACUGGGUUCCAUGCUUAUCUGAGAAUGUUGAAAUUAGCAGUAACUAAGCUAAUUCAUAUAUCUUAAAGUUACUUAAUAACAUCAAACUUACUUGCUACAGUUUCUCCAUCAACCACACCGUUUUAUUAUUCGAAUAUAAACGGGCAUUAAAUGUUAUGUUUUAUUGUC
This is a messenger RNA of Schistosoma guineensis, 4076 nucleotides long. NCBI's taxonomy places the organism in Eukaryota, Metazoa, Platyhelminthes, Trematoda, Strigeidida, Schistosomatidae. The record is from the annotation of a GenBank genome assembly.